GCCAGGACACCAACACCGGUGCUGGGGCCGCGCCGCUCCUCCGCUCCGGAUGUGGAGCAGCAGAAUGUUCACCAGCACCCGGACGUGGUGGUCGGAUUUUUCUCACUACCCUCUGCCUCACCUGAGCUCUCGGUGAUGCCUAAGAAGUGAAAGAGCAGCAGUUUCAAAAGACACGUCCACCCCAGCUUUCGCCUUGCAGUAGCCGCCGGCGGCCGCAAACAGGCCGUCACAUCCGCCUCUUUAUUGGCUGCGAACCUCGCGCGAUAUCACCUUGGAGGCCAGAGGAAGGGGCGGGCGGUCGGGUGGCGAACAGUUCUGCGCGUGCGCCUUCCGCCCGGCAGCCCGGAACCCAAGGUGUCCAACCCUCGCUUUCCUCCGGGUACACGGCCGAACUGGAAGGCCGCAAAGCAUGGUGGGAGUUGCAGUUUCUUAGUGCGCAGGCUGGCGUGGCCGGACUUUCUCAGGAGCGUGCUUCAGUAUUCAAGGUCCAGUGCGCCAGACUGGAAAUGAGAGAGCUGUGCUCUCGCUCAGCCGUGACGCUUGAACUGCGUUUCCAUUCUGUUAGUGUUGAAUGAACAUUUUUUUUGUUGUUGUUGUUUUCUUUGUUUUCUUUUGUUAACAUUUUUCCUAAAGUCGAGGCAUAAACAUAUACAGCACAAUUAACUUUUGCAUAGUUAAAACCCAAAAUAUCACCGGCCAGAUCCAGAUAUAGAACAUUUUCCACCACCCCUGUAGGUUCCCUCUUGACUUUUCUAAAUACAGGAAUUUUUAGAACUCGCCCUCGCUUUGAGGGUGAAGACGAAGACCUAUGUUAGGGAAUUGAUCGGCUGUGUUCUGUUGUAUGUUUUAUCCAGUGACUGUACAUAAUGCAUAAUGCACGGAUGUUACUGAGAGGUCCCUAUUUUGUCCUGGAUUUAUCUCUCUCGCACAUCCCAGAGGACUCAUUAUUGGUUCGUUGUGGUUCUUUACUGAACUUCGUGCGGCUGAGAAUACAAAGAUAUAAAGGGAAGCCCAAAGCCCACUCCUGAACCGAAGGGUGCGUUUCCGGUUGGGAGAGGGGUGCGGUGGGGAAAUUGACAGCUUCAUCGUCCAUCUCCGGGUUCUAGAACGUGGAAAACCCGGGGGCGUCGGCUCGUGGCGGACGCUUGAGGGCAGGGGGCGCUCGGGCUCCUGCCUGGCCGGCUGGUCAACCGGAGACGCUCUACCCGAAGCGCAGCUCUCGAUGAGCCGCGCCCUGCGUCCUCACGCCGAGGCGGCGGGACGAUGCGCUUGCGCACUGAGAACUCAUACCAUAUGUACGCUGUUCCAGUGCGCGGGUCUGUGGAGAGCCGGGUGCGAGCGGCGGCAGCACGGGGGAAAAGGAGCUGAGCGGAGACCAAAGUCAGCCGGGAGACAGUGGGUCUGUGAGAGACCGAAUAGAGGGGCUGGGGCCACGAGCGCCAUUGACAAGCAAUGGGGAAGAAACAGAAAAACAAGAGCGAAGACAGCACCAAGGAUGACAUUGAUCUUGAUGCCUUGGCUGCAGAAAUAGAAGGAGCUGGUGCUGCCAAAGAACAGGAGCCUCAAAAGUCAAAAGGGAAAAAGAAAAAAGAGAAAAAAAAGCAGGACUUUGAUGAAGAUGAUAUCCUGAAAGAACUGGAAGAAUUGUCUUUGGAAGCUCAAGGCAUCAAAGCUGACAGAGAAACUGUUGCAGUGAAGCCAACAGAAAACAAUGAAGAGGAAUUCACCUCAAAAGAUAAAAAAAAGAAAGGACAGAAGGGCAAAAAACAGAGCUUUGAUGAUAAUGAUAGCGAAGAAUUGGAAGAUAAAGAUUCAAAAUCAAAAAAGACUGCAAAACCGAAAGUGGAAAUGUACUCUGGGAGUGAUGAUGAUGAUGAUUUUAACAAACUUCCUAAAAAAGCUAAAGGGAAAGCUCAAAAAUCAAAUAAGAAGUGGGAUGGGUCAGAGGAGGAUGAGGAUAACAGUAAAAAAAUUAAAGAGCGUUCAAGAGUAAAUUCUUCUGGUGAAAGUGGCGAUGAAUCAGAUGAAUUUUUGCAAUCUAGAAAAGGACAGAAAAAAAAUCAGAAAAACAAGCCAGGUCCUAACAUAGAAAGUGGGAAUGAAGAUGAUGACUCUUCCUUCAAAAUUAAGACAGUGGCCCAAAAGAAGGCAGAAAAGAAGGAGCGUGAGAGAAAAAAGCGAGAUGAAGAAAAAGCGAAACUGCGGAAGCUGAAAGAAAAAGAAGAGUUAGAAACAGGUAAAAAGGAUCAGAGUAAACAAAAGGAAUCUCAAAGGAAAUCUGAAGAAGAAACUGUAAAAUCCAAAGUGACUCUUGAUACUGGAGUAAUUCCUGCCUCUGAAGAGAAAGCAGAGACUCCCACAGCUGCAGAAGAUGACAAUGAAGGAGACAAAAAGAAGAAAGAUAAGAAGAAAAAGAAAGGAGAAAAGGAAGAAAAAGAGAAAGAGAAGAAAAAAGGACCUAGCAAAGCCACUGUUAAAGCUAUGCAAGAAGCUCUGGCUAAGCUUAAAGAGGAAGAAGAAAGACAGAAGAGAGAAGAGGAAGAACGUAUAAAACGGCUUGAAGAAUUAGAAGCCAAGCGUAAAGAAGAGGAACGAUUGGAACAAGAAAAAAGAGAAAGGAAAAAGCAAAAAGAAAAAGAAAGAAAAGAACGCUUGAAAAAAGAAGGGAAACUUUUAACUAAAUCCCAGAGAGAAGCCAGAGCCAGAGCCGAAGCUACUCUUAAACUCCUACAAGCUCAGGGUGUUGAAGUGCCAUCAAAAGACUCUUUGCCAAAGAAGAGGCCAAUUUAUGAAGAUAAAAAGAGGAAAAAAAUACCACAGCAGCUGGAAAGUAAAGAAGUGUCUGAAUCAAUGGAAUUAUGUGCUGCUGUAGAAGUUAUGGAACAAGGAGUACCAGAAAAGGAAGAGACACCACCUCCUGUUGAACCAGAAGAAGAAGAAGAUACUGAGGAUGCUGGAUUGGAUGAUUGGGAAGCUAUGGCCAGUGAUGAGGAGACAGAAAAAGUAGAAGGAAACACAGUUCAUAUAGAAGUAAAAGAAAACCCUGAAGAGGAGGAGGAGGAGGAAGAAGAGGAAGAGGAAGAUGAAGAAAGUGAAGAAGAGGAGGAAGAGGAGGGAGAAAGUGAAGGCAGUGAAGGUGAUGAGGAAGAUGAAAAGGUGUCAGAUGAGAAGGAUUCAGGGAAGACAUUAGAUAAAAAGCCAAGUAAAGAAAUGAGCUCAGAUUCUGAAUAUGACUCUGAUGACGAUCGGACUAAAGAAGAAAGGGCUUAUGACAAAGCAAAACGGAGGAUUGAGAAACGGCGACUUGAACAUAGUAAAAAUGUAAAUACAGAAAAGCUAAGAGCCCCUAUUAUCUGCGUACUUGGGCAUGUGGACACAGGGAAGACAAAAAUUCUAGAUAAGCUCCGUCACACACAUGUACAAGAUGGUGAAGCAGGUGGUAUCACACAACAAAUUGGGGCCACCAAUGUUCCUCUUGAAGCUAUUAAUGAACAGACUAAGAUGAUUAAAAAUUUUGAUAGAGAGAAUGUACGGAUUCCAGGAAUGCUAAUUAUUGAUACUCCUGGGCAUGAAUCUUUCAGUAAUCUGAGAAAUAGAGGAAGCUCUCUUUGUGACAUUGCCAUUUUAGUUGUUGAUAUUAUGCAUGGUUUGGAGCCCCAGACAAUUGAGUCUAUCAACCUUCUCAAAUCUAAAAAAUGUCCCUUCAUUGUUGCACUCAAUAAGAUUGAUAGGUUAUAUGAUUGGAAAAAGAGUCCUGACUCUGAUGUGGCUGCUACUUUAAAGAAGCAGAAAAAGAAUACAAAAGAUGAAUUUGAGGAGCGAGCAAAGGCUAUUAUUGUAGAAUUUGCACAGCAGGGUUUGAAUGCUGCUUUGUUUUAUGAGAAUAAAGAUCCCCGCACUUUUGUGUCUUUGGUACCUACCUCUGCACAUACUGGUGAUGGCAUGGGAAGUCUGAUCUACCUUCUUGUCGAGUUAACUCAGACCAUGUUGAGCAAGAGACUUGCACACUGUGAAGAGCUGAGAGCACAGGUGAUGGAGGUUAAAGCUCUCCCGGGGAUGGGCACCACUAUAGAUGUCAUCUUGAUCAAUGGGCGUUUGAAGGAAGGAGAUACAAUCAUUGUUCCUGGAGUAGAAGGGCCCAUUGUAACUCAGAUUCGAGGCCUCCUGUUACCUCCUCCUAUGAAGGAAUUACGAGUGAAGAACCAGUAUGAAAAGCAUAAAGAAGUAGAAGCAGCUCAGGGGGUAAAGAUUCUUGGAAAAGACCUGGAGAAAACAUUGGCUGGUUUACCCCUCCUCGUGGCUUAUAAAGAAGAUGAAAUCCCUGUUCUUAAAGAUGAAUUGAUCCAUGAGUUAAAGCAGACACUAAAUGCUAUCAAAUUAGAAGAAAAAGGAGUCUAUGUCCAGGCAUCUACACUGGGUUCUUUGGAAGCUCUACUGGAAUUUCUGAAAACAUCAGAAGUGCCCUAUGCAGGAAUUAACAUUGGCCCAGUGCAUAAAAAAGAUGUUAUGAAGGCUUCAGUGAUGUUGGAACAUGACCCUCAGUAUGCAGUAAUUUUGGCCUUCGAUGUGAGAAUUGAACGAGAUGCACAAGAAAUGGCUGAUAGUUUAGGAGUUAGAAUUUUUAGUGCAGAAAUUAUUUAUCAUUUAUUUGAUGCCUUUACAAAAUAUAGACAAGACUACAAGAAACAGAAACAAGAAGAAUUUAAGCACAUAGCAGUAUUUCCCUGCAAGAUGAAAAUCCUCCCUCAGUACAUUUUUAAUUCUCGAGAUCCGAUAGUGAUGGGGGUGACGGUGGAAGCAGGUCAGGUGAAACAGGGGACACCCAUGUGUGUCCCAAGCAAAAAUUUUGUUGACAUCGGAAUAGUAACAAGUAUUGAAAUAAAUCAUAAACAAGUGGAUGUUGCAAAAAAAGGACAAGAAGUCUGUGUAAAAAUAGAACCUAUCCCUGGUGAGUCGCCCAAAAUGUUUGGAAGACAUUUUGAAGCUACAGACAUUCUUGUUAGUAAGAUCAGCCGGCAGUCCAUUGAUGCACUCAAAGACUGGUUCAGAGACGAAAUGCAGAAGAGUGACUGGCAGCUUAUUGUGGAGCUGAAGAAAGUAUUUGAAAUCAUCUAAUUUUUUCACAUGGAGCAGGAACUGGAGUAAAUGCAAUACUGUGUUGUAAUAUCCCAACAAAAAUCAGACAAAAAAUGGAACAGACGUAUCUGGACAAUGAUGGACUUAAGUAUGGAAGGAAGAAAAAUAGGUGUAUAAAAUGUUUUCCAUGAGAAACCAAGAAACUUACACUGGUUUGACAGUGGUCAAUUACAUGUCCCCACAGUUCCAAUGUGCCUGUUCACUCACCUCUCCCUUCCCCAACCCUUCUCUACUUGGCUGCUGUUUUAAAGUUUGCCCUUCCCCAAAUUUGGAUUUUUAUUACAGAUCUAAAGCUCUUUCGAUUUUAUACUGAUUAAAUCAGUACUGCAGUAUUUGAUUAACCAA
This is a messenger RNA of Pongo pygmaeus (Bornean orangutan), 5481 nucleotides long. RefSeq names its product eukaryotic translation initiation factor 5B (gene EIF5B). Gene Ontology annotation, biological process: translational initiation. Bases 1453 to 5115 code for a protein of 1220 amino acids. The transcript has 24 exons. Gene Ontology annotation, cellular component: mitochondrion; cytoplasm. The record is from RefSeq and is a predicted model, not a curated record. NCBI's taxonomy places the organism in Eukaryota, Metazoa, Chordata, Mammalia, Primates, Hominidae. Gene Ontology annotation, molecular function: GTP binding; GTPase activity; translation initiation factor activity.